Penicillium samsonianum is the source of this 906-nucleotide messenger RNA. RefSeq lists its product as uncharacterized. The record is from RefSeq and is a predicted model, not a curated record. The transcript has a single exon. The coding region runs from base 1 to 906 and encodes 301 amino acids. Lineage: Eukaryota; Fungi; Ascomycota; Eurotiomycetes; Eurotiales; Aspergillaceae.
AUGACUUCGCCAUUUGUCGCCGUCGCCGGUGCCUCCGGUGGUCUAGGCCAGCUUGUCGCAAUGGCACUGAUCAAACGAGGUGUGGCCGUGAAAGCUCUCGUCCGCCCCAACACCGAUCCCUCCCGCACCCAAAAGCUCCGUGACGCCGGCGUGACCAUCGCCCCGGUGGAUCUCUCCGCGGUCCCAGCUCUGACCCGCGAACUAAAUGGAGCCAUGUGUGUCGUGUCUACGCUCCAGGGAUUGAGAGAUGUCAUCCACGGCGUUCAGGGCAAACUUCUCGAGGCCUCUGUAGCCGCAAAGGUGCCUAGAUUCAUCCCUUCGGACUUUUCUCUUGACUUCACCAAGACAAAGCCUGGAUCCAACCGCAACCUCGACCUCCGCCGCGAGUUCCAUGCCCAGUUGAAGAAGUCCGGUAUCAAAUGGACGAGUAUACUCAACGGCGGCUUCAUGGAUCUCUUGGUCGGCGACUGGCCCAUGAUCAAUCAUAAGAGCCGUAAGGUCGCAUAUAUCGGGCAGACGACACAGCUGCUCGAUUUUACUACCAUGGUGGACACGGCUGCGUACACAGCUGCUGUGGCCGCAGACCCCAACCCCACGCCCAAUUUCCUUCGCAUUGCUAGCGAUACCGUCAACGUGAAGGACAUCGCCCAGGCGCAGACCAAUGUCGAAGGUACGCAAUAUAAGCCCUCAUGGAUGGGGACCGUGGGAUCCAUGGAAUUCAUGAUUCGGGUUAUGCGUCUGUUUGGUGGUGAGAAUGAUGUAUUCCCUGCUUGGCAGGGCAUGCAGUACAUGGCGAAUAUGUUUUCUGGGGCCGGGAAACUUGACCCGCUCGAUAAUGACCGAUACCCCGACCUGACUUGGACUAAAGUGGAGGAUUUCUUCCGAGAGCAUAAGAACAAGGCAUGA